Molecule: messenger RNA, 324 nt
Organism: Oikopleura dioica
Lineage: Eukaryota; Metazoa; Chordata; Appendicularia; Copelata; Oikopleuridae
Source: the annotation of a GenBank genome assembly
AUGUCGGUUGCCAUGAAGAUUAAACGAGUUAAGGUGAACAGCGCUUCCGAACUGCCAGAAAACGCCGCUGAAACUCCCGGAGGAACCAUGUUCGCCUUCACUCCCGGUGGAACUAAGAUCAUCUACGACCGGGACUUCCUCCUCCACCUCAAGCAUUCUCCAGCUUCAAAGGGAAAACCAAACCUGCCAAAUAUUCCAGGUGUUACCACCCCGACUUCUCCACUUGCUACAGAGUCCUGCAGCGGCACUAUCAAAGAAGAAAAGGAACCAGAAGUCGAAGAGGAGCAAGAAGAAGAGCAACAUGACGAUGACAUGGAGCUCUAG